AAAUACAUAUUAGCAAAAAGAAGAGGAGAGAAACGGAGUACCCUUAAAGCAGAGAUGGAAGAAGAGACAAGAAAACRCGAAUCAUGAUUCAUACAACUGGUCUUCCUGUGGUCAUCAGCAAUCAAAACAAACAUGGCGGACGAAUCGAAGCUUUCGUMCCGUGAAAAGACAAUCUUUGAUCUUCCACAACAAGACAUCGUAUUCGACAAAAUAUUCACCAAUCUCAGCUUAGACGAGAUAUUUAAGUGUCGUAGAGUGUGCAAGGACUUUAAAAAUCUGUGCGAGGGACAUUUUAAAACAAUGAAAAAGAUCGACAUCAACAACGUUCUUCAACCUUCCAAAAUGACUUCUGGAAUCCUUGAACAAAUUACACUUGAAAAUUCAUCGCUUAAUUCCAUUAUUUUAAGGAAUCCAAGGUUUCUACUUGAAGACUGUGUCUUAGUAAAUAUAUUCAGUAGAAAUUCUAGUUUGCAGAAGUUGGAUUUGAGCGGUUGUCGAAUGCUUACAAGCGUAAUCAUUGUGAAACUUGCUACAUUUUGUCCUCUACUUCGUGAGCUGAUCCUCUGUGGAUGUCUUUGGGUGUCGCCUCAGUCUCUUAUAAAGGUUUUCCAAAGCUGCMWUUGCUUAGAAAGAGUAGAUCUAACYCGCUGUUCGAGAACUAAYKCGGAUUGUAUAAAAAUCCUGGCUCAACACGCUCCAAAACUGAAAUUUAUAUCUUUGAAUUAUUGCACUGGGAUGACAGAUGAGUGUAUGGCUACUCUAGCAUCUYGCUGUCCUUAUAUAACUCAUGUAGGAAUAAGUGGUUGUAUUUAUUUGACAGACUCUUGUCUUAAAACACUAGCAACGAAGUGUCCUAAUCUAUGCUCUGUGGAGGUCGAAGGUUGYAAUAGCAUGACUAAAGAGGGAAUUUAUGUUUUGUGGGAGAGAGGUAUCAAGACAGAUGUACAAAGAGAAUUUKUUGAAAAAUCAAAGUUCUGGUCUUAAAUUGCUAUUUUCAAGAGUUAUUGUGUAUCUCCAGAAAUUAUCCAUACCCCCCCCCCCCAGAAAAAUUUGGAAUUUCUGAGGGGUAGGGGGGUCAGAGAAACAAUAAAAACUACAGAGUUUGUAUGGAAGGAAAUUGCAAAUAUUGCCAGGGGUAGGGGAGUCCUUAAAAAAAUUCCUCCAUGGGGGGUGUGGGGAGGUGGUAUGGGAGAUUUCUGGAAUUACACAAUAGCUUUUUGAAAUAUUCUGAGCAAUGGAACCAAUACUAGUAGUCUUAGCUAUCAUUUGCGGCAUUGAAUGCCUUUUGGGCAUAUACAACUUUUUACCUCAGUCAUAAUAUUUUCCAUUUAUGGCCACAUGUCAUUCCCUUGAGUAUCAUUUCUUUGUUUAAUGGUUAUGCACGAGAAGACACAUGAAUGUGGAUACAAACAAACAAUCUUAUUCUCAAAAGAAUGACACGUGGUCUGAAAUGGGAAACAUUUUUACACCCAGGGUAAAAGAAAGAUGGUGAAAAAAUAGACUUUAUCUGUGAUAGGGAACAUGGUGCAUUGUGGUCUAGCUUUAUUAUGCCUUAUAUGGAAGCUUACCCUCAAUGCAUCGUGUUUAUUAAACUCAGUUAAGGCCUAUGGUGUCUCAAAUCGACCGUUUUCUCAAGAUUGCGUACGCAUCCAACUUGAUGGGCCACAAAUUUGAAAAACGAAAAUUCAAUGAAAUUGAGA
Actinia tenebrosa (Australian red waratah sea anemone) is the source of this 1700-nucleotide messenger RNA. RefSeq lists its product as uncharacterized. The record is from RefSeq and is a predicted model, not a curated record. Gene Ontology annotation, cellular component: SCF ubiquitin ligase complex. Gene Ontology annotation, molecular function: protein binding. NCBI's taxonomy places the organism in Eukaryota, Metazoa, Cnidaria, Anthozoa, Actiniaria, Actiniidae. Gene Ontology annotation, biological process: SCF-dependent proteasomal ubiquitin-dependent protein catabolic process.